ACUCGGUCUGACUUUGUGGUCUAGACUCUUUCAGCUUCAUAUCACAUCAAAUUUGAGGCUACGAGGGUUCGAUUGAUAUAGAGACAGACUGCCGGACACGCAACACACUCCGCUCUCUUGACCAAGUAUGCACCAUGCAAGUGCUGGCCUUUCUGGUCUCGUUCACCGGGCUAGCGACCAUCACGGUGGUUCUGCGCUUGUGGACUCGGCAGCGUCUGCGGAGUGCGGGGUGGGAUGAUCUGCUGAUUGUGGUGGCUUUGGCCGCCAACCUCGUCCUCUUCUCCUGCAGAGUCGUAGAAAUCCAACACGGCCUCGGCCACCCCGGCGAAACCCUCCCCCCCUCCGCCCUCCGAACCCAACUCAAAGCACUAUACCUCUCCCUGCCCUUCUACCACCUCACCCUCCUCGCCAGCAAACUCUCCGCCCUGGCCCUGUACACCCGGCUCUUCCGACUCCGCCGUGUCCUCCUCGCAAGCUACAGCCUCGCCGGCCUCAUGUGCGUAGCCGGGACAUGGAUGGUCCUCAGCGCAAUCCUCUUCUGCCUGCCCGUGCGCGACUUCUGGUCGGGCACCACCCCUCAGCCUCGAUGCCUGCCGAAAAAAGCGGUGUGGCUGAGCAACGGCGCCAUCCAGAUCGCGACGCACGUGGUCGUGCUGGCCAUCCCGCUGGUCGUGAUCCCGAAGCUGACGCUGCGGCGAAGGGUGAAGGCGGGGUUGUUCCUGUUGUUCGGGCUGGGAUUGGUGGUGGUCGUAAUCAGCAUCGUCCAGCUGAUCACGGUGAUUGAGAUCUUGACGCGAGGCCGGGGGGAUUUAUCGCGUGCGUUGCAUUACCCUGCCCUGCCCUGCCCUGCCUUGGUCUAACCAGCUCAACAACCACCAGACAAAUCCCGCACCACCGCCCUCCUCGCCAGCGCCGAGGCCAGCGCCUCCAUCCUCUGCGCCUGCAUGCCCCCGCUCUACCCGCUCUUCAGCCGGGCAUGUUCGCGGUGUCUGUCU
Molecule: messenger RNA, 995 nt
Organism: Aspergillus fijiensis CBS 313.89
Lineage: Eukaryota; Fungi; Ascomycota; Eurotiomycetes; Eurotiales; Aspergillaceae
Exons: 5
Coding region: 135-860 (241 amino acids)
Source: RefSeq, a predicted model, not a curated record